Molecule: messenger RNA, 516 nt
Organism: Tribolium castaneum (red flour beetle)
Lineage: Eukaryota; Metazoa; Arthropoda; Insecta; Coleoptera; Tenebrionidae
Exons: 2
Coding region: 119-454 (111 amino acids)
Source: RefSeq, a predicted model, not a curated record
GGAAUUGUUGCCGCUGUGAAUUAAUGAUGUGGGCUUGAAUCUGGUCGGAUUAGCAUAGAUAUUUGCAAUAAAUCAGUUGGCGUCAGGUGCGAUUAAAGAAAGUGGCACAGUUUGCAAUAUGCGUUCUCUGUUGGUUCAGGUUGUGUUGUUGUUCCUCGUCAGUGGAGAGACGCUGAAGCGGUCGCCCCUGCAGGUGGGGCUGGUGGCAUUCACCGAGAAGCCCCACGCGGGCAACUUCACGCACCGGGCCGUCGGGGGCCACACCAAGUGGGUCCCGGGGCACGUGCGCCACCAUGCCUUCAUCCCGGCGCACCUGCACCACGUCCUCAUACCCCACGUCCUGAUCGUGCACCCCUACAGCCCCUACCGGGAGCACAUAGGGGGCUUCGGGAUCGGCGUGGACUCCGGAGGGCAAGGCGCGGGGCACGGCUUCCACGUCGUUUUUAAUUUCUAGCACUGUGUUUAUUUAAAUGUAGGAUAAGGAGAUUUCUAAUAAAGAGACACUUGGAUGUUUCA